UGUUUUCUAAACAUAAUACAGGCAAACGAACAAUUGAUACCAGCGAAGAUGAAGAAAAUAAAUUUCACGAUAUUUUAAUUGUAAUGGAACUUUUAACUAAUUUAUUAUCAAAAGAUUUUAUAGACUUCGGUCCACCUGAAGAAACACCUCAUACUAAUGGUCAGGUUGAAGGGGCGGAUGUAGUUAUGUAUGGUUUAAAUAUGUUAGUACCGUUAAUGUCUGCUGAAUUAUUAAAGUUUCCGUCUCUUUGCUCCCAGUAUUUUAAAUUAUUAACCUUCCUAACAGACAUCCAUCCAGAAAAAUUCACAUCUCUACCAGAAAAUUUAUUUAAAGCUUUAGUAACCUCUGUAGAACAUGGUCUGACAGCAUUUGGUCCCGAUAUAACCAAGAUGUGCCUUGAAAUUAUUACAUCGCUAGCUACCUAUGUGUUCGAAUCUAAUUUAACAGGUUCCGUUUUACAUACUACAAUGAGUCAUUUCUUAAAGCUUGUAUUUCAUAUGUUAUUAUUAGAAAGUUUUGAUAUGGAUCUGAUAGAAACAGCCAGCACAGCAUUGUUCUGUUUAAUAUGCUGUCAUCAGGAUCAUUAUCGUGAAUUAGUCAACCAGUUAUUACAGAGUCAGAUAGAAGAACAGUAUAAACAGCGCCUCCUAGUGGCCUUUAAUAAUCUCACGCCACCGACACUAACCAUGACCAUCAAUAGACAGAGUAAAAUCGCAUUUAUGCAAAACUUUGAUCAGUUUCUGGUGAAUGUUCGUGGUUUUCUGUGCAUUAAAUAGGUUAUUUAGAUUCUCCCGACUUGGAUUAGAAGCUGUGUUCAUGUGAAUUAAAUAGGUUGUUUAGAUUCCCUGGACUUGGAUCAGAAGCUGUGUUCAUGUGUAUUGAAUAGGUUGUUUAAAGUUGUAUACCAUACUUCGAUCUGGUUCUGGUGAAUGUUCGCGGCUUCGUAUGUAUUAAAGUUGUGUAUCAAAACUGUAACUUUGAUAGUUACAGGUCGCUUAAAGGGAUAUUUAACAACUUUAAUUGUUCACAGAGUGUUUAAAGCUGUUUCCCUAACUUUUACUUGAAUUGUUUACAGAUUGGUUAAAGCUGUAUACCCAAAUGUUCACCUGCAUUGUUCAGUGUUUAAAGCUGUAAUCCCAAACUUUGACUUGGAUUGUUCAGUGUUAAAGCUGUAUUCCCAAACUUUGACUUGGAUUGUUCAAUGUUUAAAGCUGUAUUCCCAAACUUUGACUUGGAUUGUUCAAUGUUUAAAGCUGUAUUCCCAAACUUUGAUUUAAGAUUGUUCAGAGAGUGUUUAAAGCUGUAUUCUCACCAGAUAGAAGCUAGUCAAUGUUGUGGAUUUGUUGGACAUUCUGCAUGACUUUUUGUGUGUGUAUUAAUUGACUUACAACUAAAUUCCAAAACUUUUUCCUCUAAUUUGGUCUGGGGGCUUUAUUCACAAAUAGUUUAACUAAAGUAUAUUAUGUAUGGUGUCUUUUCAUUGGUUGAUUGUUUGCUCUUGACCAAUCAAAAACAGUAUCCUUGAAAUAUAUUGGUUUUAGUUUUAUUGAAUAAAGCCCUUUGUCACAUCGCAAGGAAAGUGGUGGUAAAAAUAUUACAUGUUCUGCUUAAGGCUUUAUUCCCAAAUGGCAUCUUAAAGUUGUAUUCCCUCUAAUUUUAUCAAGUUAAAUUGAGGGAAAAUAUUUUAUUUAUAAUGCUUAGCUUACAUGUGUGGACAAAUUUCAAAUCCGUUAAAGAUAUUUGAGUCAUUGUCUUAAAUAUUGAAGCUAAUGCCGGAGUAUUUAAAGUGUCUUGUCGACAGUAAAUGAUUCGGAUAUAACAACAUGUUCUAUAUUCUCAGGCAAUAUCUAACUUAAUUGACAGGGUUAGUGAUUCCCCAGUUGUACGUGACAAGGAAUAGGGUUGCCUAUCCAACCAUGUGGGUUUUCUCCCACUGCUAAAGACCCUUACGCGUUAGCGAAUUAUUGAAAUAAGAUUGAACCAUAUGUUAGUCCCGAAAUAACCUAGUUUGUGUCGAGUGGACGUUAAACCCCAUUUCCCUCUCUCUCUCUCUCUGCCGGGGGUUGGGUGGCUGAAUGGUUUAAUGCUGUAGAUCAUAAAGUCUGUGGCAUGGUUUCGAUUUGCCGCUUGACAAGGACUAGGUUGUUUGUCCAACCUUGUAGGUUUUCUCCAUGACAUGUAUAUAUAGUAAUACAAGAUUCGUAUCUCCACCAGUUAUAGCAAUAUUGUGAUAGGAGCAACCAUGGUCUUCAUUAUUUACACAAUCUAAUUAAAACACAGAUCCUAUUUCAUUUUACUUGUCUUUACUACACCAGGAUCUGGAAGAGUUGUUAUAUAACCUGUUUUCUGGAUGAUUUGGGGGAUUAGCCAAUGAAACCGUCUGUUAUGGCGAGUUUCUGGCGUGUGGUGUACGGAACUGUGGGUAAUCCACUAGAAACAUCAAUGCAGAUUGGUUAAUCAAAUGUCUGAGGUCAUAGGGUCAAAAGCCAUCCUGACCUCUGAUGCUAUCUCCAAAAUCAACUGGUCAGAUCUUCUUGUAGUGUAGGUCAUCGAAAGUAUAAAAACAUGAAAUGAAAUAUAGAUCUGUAUUUUAAUCUGAUUGUUAUUUGCACUGCACAAUCUGGAGCACUCGGCAAUCCUCAACAGAUUCCAGUACCCUACAUCAGCCUCGGCUGUAUGAGAAGUCCGCCAUUGAAACUACUUUCAAGUUCCCGGAUUACCAACGGCGUUGCCCAUGACGACGCCUUUGAGAACUAUUUUAUCAUACAAAGACUUCAAAGUCUGAAGCUGUUUUUCUUUCAAGUUUAUCCGAUUUUCUUUAGACAAUGACAAGUUUGCACUGAAAAUUUUACACACUCUGACGCAAUUGUGAGAACUUCUUUCUUAACGUGGCAAAUUUUCCUAAUAAGUAAACAGAUGCCGCAUCACAAUUUUAUAGGUGUAGGUACAUAUCACUUACCGUCAUACAGCCGAGGCUAGAUGUAGGGUACUGGAAUCUGCCGAGGUUUGCUGAGUGAAUCUGGAGAAAAAUAAGUGUGAAAAUUGUUCGCCUAGAUGCAUUAGCCAAAUUUUUCUAUAACAAAUUUACGUUUAUUUGCACUCAAGAACUGCUUAUCUACCAAUGCAAUUUAGUCUCCAGAAAAGAAAAAAAAAUCAAAAUCUGCAAUUUUAAUUUUAGCCAAAUUUUUUUUUACAAUUCACUUGCACUCCAUGAUAACUCUUGCACUAGUCUCGGUCACCCAGAACCUCCUAGACUUCGAUGUACGGAGAGUCUGGGACCGUUGUCAAUAUCUUUCUGGAUGAUAGAGACUACUCUUGCACCAAUUUAGCCAUUAAAAAUUUAAAAGUUGAAAUUGGUGAAUUGGUUUUAUGAAACAGAUAAUUUGCAAAAAUAAUUUGAUUUGUCAUAGGCAAUUUUGAAGUCACUGUAUAAAUUUAUUUGAACUAAGUCACAUCACCUUUUAUUUGCACCUUACCUAGAAAAUGAAAAUAUUUUAGAUGGCUUAGAUAAAGCUGUACAACACUGUAAAUAAGAACACUGGCACCAGAUAAAACCGGGUAUAUUUUCACAUAUAUAUAUAUUUAUAUGUUUUGAUAAGUAUAGGAUAUAUUAGUCUUAGUACACCGGAUAGAACAAUUAACUCUAGCACAUACUUAUAGAAAAACAGGGGGGUUGGAUGGCUGAAUGGUUAGCGUGCGCGGGUUGUAUCAUACAGUCUGUCAUUGAGUCGACUGGCGUGGUUUCAAAUCCCGGGUUGUACGUGGCAAGGAGUUGGGUCGCCUGUCCAACCUCGUGGGUUUUCUCCUGGUCCUCCGGUUUCCUCCCACUGCUAAAGACCCCUAAGCGCAAGCGAAUUAUGUAAAUAAAAUUAAACCAUAUGUUAGUCCCGAAAUGACCUAGUUUGUGUCGAGUGGACGUUAAACCCCAUUUCUCUCUCUCUCCCUCAACCUUUUUUUUUGCCAACGGAACACCUUGGAACACAAUGAAAAAAUAACGGCACACCUGGCUAAAUAUAUAUUUGAGAAAUAUCUGAAUUUUGCAAAAUAAAAACAUGUUAAGUUAGACGGCAUACAACCGUUGAGUGGACGUUAAACCCAUCUUAAAACACUAUGAUAUUAUGUAGUAUUCAUUUAUAGUUGGCCAUUGCAAUAAAACCCCAAUAUAUUGAUUGUGAAACAUACCUACACUGUUAUAAAUUUAGGGACCCUCGGAUGAUAGGGCCUACAGUUCUUCAAUAAGCAUGUGUUGUAGUUAAUUGAUAAGAUUGAUAAGUGAUAUAUGCAGGACACAUUUCUUACAGAAUACGGUAAACGUCGCUCAGUAAUAAAUAGUAAUUGUCCAAUGGGUGCGAAUUUGAAAAAUAUUUAAGACGUUUUUAUCAAACAUUGAUUAGUUAAAGUGAUUUGCAUUCAAUCAAAUUUUCACCUUUAACGUCCAUCUAAUUCAAAUGAAUUACCUUAAUUAAAGAAUUUAUCGACACCGAUUUUCAGAGCUAUUACCACAAAUCGCCAAAUACCUCUAGAUGCGUUUUGAUAGGGUGAUUACAUGGUUUUUUUUUCCAACUAUGUCCAGCAUUUAACGAACUCGCCAAAGUACUUUGAAAUCGACUAUACCAGUGAUUCUCAACUAGUGUGCCACGGCACACAGUUGUGCCGCGAGAUCUUCCUAAGUGUGCCGUGAAAUUUGAAAAUGCGAAAAAUCACGUGAUCCUUAUUGAGUAUUCACUGAUGUUUUCUGGUAAGUUCAUAGCUGUGUUUUUGUUUAUUUAGUUUGAGUCAUUCUAUGUGUCUAUGACUAGUCUUUGUCAAUGUUUUGCAUGUCGUCUAUGACUUGAUAUGUUUUUAUUUUGCAAAAUUCAAAUAUUUUUCAUAUAUAUUUAGCCAGGUGUUCCGCUAUUUUUUCAUGUGAUCUAAGGUGUGCCGUGGGCAAGAAAAGGUUGAGAACCACUGGACUAUACUGUCACAUGACAUCUCCACUAAAUUCAAAUCGAUUUGGCAAGCCGAUAAAAAAAUCUUUAGGAAUUGAACAGAAAAAUACGGCCUUUAAAAAAAGUAACUGUAGUUCAUAAAAUUGUGUCCUGUGUAGGCCACGCCCAAAAAUAAACAAAAGGUAAUUUAAAAUACAGAAAAAUAAUUUGAAAGAACUUUUAUUAUUUUUGAAAGGUUCAGCUCAUAACUUAAGGAUACAAGAAAACUCGUGUUUUGAGAUCUGUUUGGUGAAAUGAGUCACUACUCAUUUAUGCCAAAAGAUUGAUUUUGGAAUUAGUUUGUGAAGCAAGUACCAACAAGAUUACAAAUUUGUCAUUCUAGUAGUUUGUGAAGCAAGUACCAACAAGAUUACAAAUUUGUCAUUCUCGUUCGCACUAUCCCAACAGUUCUCUGCUCGAGGGAAUUUUACAGACUUUAAAAUCAAGGUAACAGUCAUGAUAUUUCAAGAUAUAGAUAAAGAGCUAGCCGUUCUUGCAAUAUCAGUUCAAAAGGAAUAUAUUGAACAUUUCAUUUAAAUUACUUCAUUCUGAGCCAGGUUAUGACUCUAACGAAUUCCGUAGUCUCGAUGUUCAUUGCUACCGUUUUUGCAUGAUAAACAAAGUCUCGAUUAUCUAGUUUUAAUUAUAUUAUUAAAUGACAGCCUUAUUUUAAUUCGGUCAAAAUCGGCGCCAUCGGAUGCUUUAGCGAGUUGAUUAUAGGUUGUUAUGUGAAUUAAUAUCUAAUUAAUAAUUUCUAUAACAUUUGAGGACAACAGAAAAAUCUGCAUUUGGCAGAUUUAGCUCUUACAUAAUGCAUCUAUAAUCUCGACCUAUUGUAACUCUAUAUACACCAUUUUGUUCAGACCGUUGUAACUUAAUGGUAGAGACAGGUUGAGCUGGAGCGAACGAGGGCAAAAACAUUUCUGAAAUGUUUUUGGUAUUUUUAAGGACACAGUUUGAUUACACCACAUGUAUAUAUAGCGCACGAGCGAAUUCAGUCUGAUUAAAACACAGAUCCUAUUUCGUUUCGUUUUUUUUAGUUCAAAAUUUCGUUUUACUUGGCUUUACUACACUGGGAUCUGGAAGACUUGUUAUAUAACAUGCGUUCUGUGAGGAAUUAGCCAAUGAAACAGUCUGUUAGGGUGAGUUCUUGGCGUUCUGUGCACGGAACUGUUGGUAAACCACUAGUAAACGUCAACGCUGAAUGAUUAAUCAAUGCCUGACGUCAUGGCCAAAAGCCGGUCGUAUGACACGACCUUCCACUACAACCGAUCAGAUCUUCAUGUAGUGUAGGUCAUCAUGUAGUGUAGGUCAUCGAAAGUAUAAAAAACGAAACGAAAUAUAGAUCUGUAUUUGAAUUAGAUUGAUGUGUAUAUAGAGCACAAGAAAAUAGAGAUUAAAGAGUUGUGGGGUUAUUUUUAAGAUAUAUUUUAUGACAAACUUUAUUAUUUUGUAUUAUAAAUAAAUUGUAAAUUAUUUUUUUCCAAAGACCCGGAUUAACAACUGCCUUGGUAUGGGUUGUAAUGCUAUUUCAUGCUUACGUCACCUCUGGUAAAAAGAGACUACCAUUAAAGGGCCAAUCUCGAUUAUAUUUUGAAGAAUAAAACUGCUUAAUUUUCUAUUCAACGCCCUUAAAAUCCCCUACCUUAGAUCCGGGCAACUAACUCAAUACCUGAUGCGUUUUCAAACAACUAAAACCCGCCAGUCUUCAUCUGGAAAUGGCGACCGCUGUCCCAAGCUCUUAAAGAAACGGCAAUAGAUUAUCAGGACUCCCAGCGAAAAAAUUGACAGGAAAUCUGAAAAGGAUUACGUGUCCGGAUAAGCGGUUUUGACGUUCACGUCCAAACGGCUCAAUAUUUUGAGCUGAAAUGUUUAUACACGGUAAAUACACCAUCCCUCUAUAUUUUGACGCUUAAAUUUCAUACGUACACAGACUUUUAUUCCUGAGACUUUGUUAAAAUCCGGAUGGUCCCUUUAAACCAAAUCACAUCAUUUGUAUUGAGCUAGCUUUUUUGACCAGAAUGGCAGUCGUUUGGCUAGAUCCAGUUAUAAAGGUCGCCUUUAGAUUUGGUCAAGGUUGCCUAUAUGUAAAUAGGGUUUGGGCACGUGCUUGUUGACGGGGAUGUGGGAUAGGGCUUGGUAUAGGAUUAGGGUUAGCACAAGCCUUGUGUCCAUCUCAUGACCUUUGACCAAAUCUGCAGAUGGUCUUAAUAAUUAAAUCUAACAGCAAUCGUUCGUUUAAAGCAAUCGUAUUAAAAUACGUAUCAUUUUGUUUCUGGAUAUGCGGUGGCUCAUAUCCAGGCGUUAGUCGAGAAGAUUCUUCAGGAUUUACCCAGUCUGGUCAGCCUUGUCAUUGAAGCGUGACCAGACGGCCUGACAAGAAAAAAAAAUCGGCAUGUGCUUUGGACAGGGCGAAAACCGACACCCAUCCGUAAUACCAUUGACUGUUGCAAGUUCGAGUCUUCAGUGUCCAUUCAUGUCAAUUUCAAUAGACGUACCAGAUGUACAUUUCAAUUCACUAAUAUUUCUGUUAGUAUUUCUUUAUAAUUGUCUCCCCUAUUUACAAACGCUAAAAGCUCUAGUCCCGAUUAAUAAGUGUCACCACUGGGACCGUACCCAUGUUUAUGGUUACUAAGACUUGGCUCAAAAAUUCAGGGUCUGUCUGUUGGAAAAUGGAGUACAAUGUUUCGGGUUUGCGAUUUUGUCUCGGUGAAGUAAAGUCGGCCCGGUAACAGCAAGGGUAGGACGUUGGCGCGCUAACCUGGCAUUCGGUGUUCGAUGCCUGCAUUGGCCAAGAAAGGUCUUAAUGAUUUCCAGGCAUGGUUCCUCCUUCUCAGUGGUACAGGGCCGAGAACGUAUAGUCGUUCGGAUGGGAUGCCAAACAGAGGUCUUAUGUGUACGUUAAUCAUCUCCUGACAGUUGGAAUUUGAUGUAAGUGUAGGUCGCAGCGCCCCUGCUCAGGUUAAAUUUCCCUCAUAGUACACUGCAUGGCGUAUGCCCAUUUUCGUUAGCCCAGUCGGAGCAGAACAGUAGGACGUUACAUUUUUAAUCAGGUGACGUCCGCAACGGUAAACACGGGUAUUGUGGGAUCCCUAUUCUAACCCUAAACCUCGCUGUAGGGUUAAUAUCCACCCGUGUCCAGUUAACAAUUCAUAUAUAAUCGUAUAAAUAACAAUCACAAAUAACCUGGUAUUUUUUCUGGUAUUUUGUCGACAGUUAAAACAUUUAUAUUUUGUAUUAUUAUAAAUGCUGUAUUUAGUACACUUGUUAUCAGGGGCGGAUCCAGGAACUUUUGUAGGAGGGCAAAUGUAUUUGCCCGGUACCCCUGAGACAAUGUAUUUUUGGGAGGGGUGUCUCGCUCUAUCCCCCACUCCCCCCGCGUACACACCUUGAAAAUUUUGGCGUAUAUACAUACCCCCCCCCCCCCCGAUCCGCCCCGUGUAUGUUCAAACACCCUACAGUUAAAACAUUUAUAUUUUGUAUGAAUGAAUGCUAUAAAUGCUGUAUUUAUUAGACUUGCAUGUUUAAUUAAAGGAGAAGACAUUCCUACAGCUAGAUGGUGCUUAUUAUAGAUACUGUUAUAAUAAAUAUUAUAAAAUUCA
Patella vulgata (common limpet) is the source of this 8569-nucleotide messenger RNA. RefSeq names its product exportin-4. Gene Ontology annotation, cellular component: nuclear pore; cytoplasm. NCBI's taxonomy places the organism in Eukaryota, Metazoa, Mollusca, Gastropoda, Patellidae. The transcript has 7 exons. Gene Ontology annotation, molecular function: nuclear export signal receptor activity. Gene Ontology annotation, biological process: protein export from nucleus. The coding region runs from base 84 to 776 and encodes 230 amino acids. The record is from RefSeq and is a predicted model, not a curated record.